GACUUGGCUUUCCAACGCCGUUUUCUGAAUAUUCCCGAAUAACUCUUCUCUUUCUGAUUGGUACAAGAACAUACCUACUUGGUUCUGUCAGACAGAGAACAAGCCAUGGCUAUGUAAUGGCCUGCUCUAUCAUCGUGACGUCAGGCCCUGUCUCCAUUCACCUGUACACAACCAGGCACUUUCAGAGACCCAAGUAUAUAAGCAAACCAAUAUCCUUCCUAUAUUCAUAAAACAACAAUAGUAACCACACCCCUAGAUAUUGAAUACCCCUCCAGCAAAAUGUCCAACACCGAAUCCAACACCGAAUCUAACAUCCCCACCGACUCCAACAACGUCCCAGGCUGCCCACUAUCCACGAAAAGCCAUGUCCUCGAGACAGGAGCCAGCAUGGCCCAGGACUUCACCCCCGUCAAGCAGAUCUGCGCACACCUGAACGCGUUCCACGUCUACGCAGACGAUCCGACGCGGUGCGUCGAGGCGAAUCAUUACUGCGCGCAUGUUACGGAAGACGUCCGCCAAUGCCUCCUCUACGACACGCCCCACCCCAACGCCAAACUCCUCGGCAUCGAAUACAUGAUCACGCCACGCCUCUUCCGGACGCUGCCCCCUGAGGAGCGCGCGCUCUGGCACACGCACGAGUACGAAGUCAAAAGCGGGAUGCUGGUCAUGCCGCUGCCGAGUACGGCGCCGGUGCCCAGCGCAGCGUGGGACGCGGCCGAGACCGCGGAGAUGAGAGACGUUGCGCCGCUGUAUGGCAAGACGUAUCACUUUUGGCAGGUCGAUCGGGGCGAUCCGGUGCCGUUGGGGGCGCCGAAGCUGAUGGGAAGUUUUGUGUCGGAUGAGGCGGUUAAGGGGGCUUGUGGGGAGGGGGGAUUGGGGGUGUUGUGUGAGGAGAGGGAUCGGAGGUUUGGGGUUGAUUUUAGGGAGAAGAGGGAGUUGAGGAAGGGGAUUGAGAGGGUGGAGAGGGAUCCGGAUGCCGAUGCGAUGUGGAAUCAGAAAGGCAGGUAA
This is a messenger RNA of Aspergillus steynii IBT 23096, 1008 nucleotides long. RefSeq names its product OBAP family protein. NCBI's taxonomy places the organism in Eukaryota, Fungi, Ascomycota, Eurotiomycetes, Eurotiales, Aspergillaceae. The record is from RefSeq and is a predicted model, not a curated record. The coding region runs from base 280 to 1008 and encodes 242 amino acids. The transcript has 3 exons.